Messenger RNA from Oxyura jamaicensis (ruddy duck), 522 nucleotides. It is a transcript of the gene SMUG1, whose product is annotated as single-strand-selective monofunctional uracil-DNA glycosylase 1. The transcript has a single exon. Gene Ontology annotation, molecular function: single-strand selective uracil DNA N-glycosylase activity; oxidized pyrimidine nucleobase lesion DNA N-glycosylase activity. The record is from RefSeq and is a predicted model, not a curated record. Gene Ontology annotation, biological process: base-excision repair. Lineage: Eukaryota; Metazoa; Chordata; Aves; Anseriformes; Anatidae. The annotation marks the transcript as partial.
GUCCCUUUCGGCGAGACCCGCCACGUCCGCGAGUGGCUGGGGGUCAGCGGCGAGAUCCGGAGCCCCCCCGGCGAACACCCCAAGCGCCCGGUGCUGGGCUGGAAGUGUCGUCGAACCGAGGUGAGCGGCGCCCGUUUUUGGGGUCUCUUCCGUUCCCUGUGCCCGGACCCGAGGGGAUUUUUCCGUCACUGCUUCGUCCACAACCACUGCCCCCUCCUCUUCCUCGCCCCCAGCGGUCGCAACCUGGCCCCCGCCGAGCUGCCCCCGGCCCAACGCGCUCGGCUCUUGGCCCUUUGCGACCGGGCCUUGGCGAAAACCGUGGAACUUCUCGGGGUCCGCAUGGUGGUGGGGGUCGGGGGCUACGCCCGGCAGCGAGCCCGCAAAGCCCUGGGGGCCGCCGGGCUGCCCGUGAGGGUGGAGGGGAUCCCGCACCCCUCGCCCCGCAGCCCCCGAGCCAACAGGGGCUGGGAGCAGGAGGCCAGGGCCAGGCUGGGGGAGUUGGGGGUGCUGGAGCUGCUCGGG